ACCCCCCCAUUCAGAUCGCGCCGCCGCCUCCCAGCCACGUCCUUCCUUCCUUCUGGCACCGCCUCCUAGGCACCUACUCCCUUCCACCGCUGCCUCCCAAGCACCUCCUCCCUUCCGCCGCCCAGGCACAUCCUCCCUUCCGCCUCCCAGGAACAUCCUUCCUCCCAUCAGCCCCUAUCGACCGAGGCACGCGUCAGUCUCGCCGGAGAGAGAGGAGAUGCCGCCGAGCAACAACGACAUCAUGGCUGGCUUGCUCGCCGGCCCGCGCGCGCGUGCUUCGAUGCGUGGUGCUUCAUCGAGCUGGUCGGGCCGCAGUGCGCGCGUGGCCUGCAUAGGGUUUGCGGUGGCAACGCUACACGCCGGCUGCGGGUCUCCGGCUACCAGGAAGGCGGCGGCACCGAUUCGAGUUGAUCCUCAAGGGUGACCAAGAGGUCCUGCUGAGCUUAAGCUCGUCCACGACGACCCACCAUGGCAGGCACACCCCGAUGCUCCUCGGUCCAUGUUGGUGGUUGGUCGUGCAGGCUUUGCCAACCUGCUCUGGAAGCAGCUCGACCACCAUGAUGAUGUCGGCUUCGACCCGACGCUCUUCCGCGUGGACGCCUACGGGAACGUCCAGUAUGCAUCUCCUCUUACCGAUUCCGUCCGCCGCCACGGCCACCAUGCUACAGACAGGCCAUCCAACACACAUCGAACUACCGCUGCUCCUCCUCGUCUCGUCUGUCUUCUUGCCCGGGAAGAAAGGAAGCGCCAGAGACCAGCCACCAAUGGCGGUGCCACUGGAUUUCCCAGCGGAAGCUCCGGCAUCAGCACCAACGCACCCUCAACCUCCUCACCCUUGGAUUUGGGCUCUACAAGCUUGGAUUCCCAAGUACUUGUGGUGAAGAAGAGCAAGGCCAAGAAAGACUCCAACAAGCUCAAGCGCCCCCUGAGCACCGUCUUAGUUCUCAUAUGGAGAGGGUGCUCAAGGAUGAUGCCAUCCAGGUGAAGGGCGAGCGUGCCAGGAUGGUGAUUUGUUUCUUGGAAUUUGGAAGAGGAAGACGAUGAAGCGUGGUGGUUAUCUAUCAUGCCUUGUGUUCUGGUUGUACUUCAUAGCUAGUUUCAUUGUAUUUUUUACUAGUCUGGUUGUAUAAACAAUAUGUAAAGAUUGUAAUAGGCUAAUUUUGGCUAUCAUUUCAAGUAUAUAGUUCUGUGUCA
Molecule: messenger RNA, 1194 nt
Organism: Triticum aestivum (bread wheat)
Lineage: Eukaryota; Viridiplantae; Streptophyta; Magnoliopsida; Poales; Poaceae
Exons: 7
Coding region: 500-985 (161 amino acids)
Source: RefSeq, a predicted model, not a curated record